AUGCCUUCCCUUUCUUCAUAUAUCCUUGCUUCGGCAGGAGCCUCCCUGGUGAAUGCACAAUUUGGCAACUUCGGCUCGCCGUACCCCAACACAACAUAUCCUGGAUUUGAAUCUGAAAACCCCUACACUAUCGAGGGCUCUCAGAGCUUCCAAUGGAGCCCUCCCAAGUACCCUAGCCCCUGGGGUGAGGGCUCUGGUGACUGGAAGGAGUCCUACGCAAAGGCUCGCGCCCUUGUGUCACAGUUGACUCUUGAAGAGAAGGUCAACCUCACGAGUGGUAUCGGAACUAACCAGGGCAACUGCGUCGGCCAGACUGGAUCUAUUCCUCGUCACGGUAUCAACGCCUUGUGCCUGCAAGAUUCACCGGUCGGUGUACGACUCACAGAUGGCAACUCCGUAUUCCCCGCUGGUGUUAACGUUGCUGCCACUUGGGACCGUGGCCUUGCCUAUGCUCGUGGACGCGGCAUGGGUCAAGAACAUUACGGAAAAGGCGUAGAUAUGCAGUUGGGCCCUGUGGCUGGUCCUCUUGGUCGCGCCCCUGCUGGUGGCAGAAACUGGGAGGGUUUCUCUCCUGACCCUUACCUCACCGGUCUCAUGUUCGCCGAGUCAAUCAAGGGUAUUCAAAGUGCCGGUGUCAUGACCAGUGCUAAGCACUUCAUCGCUUACGAACAGGAGCACUUCCGUCAAUCUCAGGAGGCCAAGAACUGGGGCUUCAACGUUACUGAAAGUAUCACUGCCAACUUGGACGAUGUUACUCUGCACGAGCUGUACCUUUGGCCUUUCGCCGACGGUAUCAGAGCAGGUGCCACCUCUAUCAUGUGCUCUUACAACCAGGUCAACAGCUCUCAGUCUUGCCAGAACAGCUACAUCCUGAACCACAUCUUGAAGAAUGAGCUCGGUUUCCAGGGCUUCGUCGUCUCGGAUUGGUACGGAACGCACUCCGGAGUGUCUAGUAUCCUUGCUGGUCUCGAUAUGAGCAUGCCUGGCGACCCUGUUCAGGAAUUCGGCAACCACGGAGGUGCCUUGUUCGGUUCUAACAUGACUAUUGCUGUUCUUAACGGAACUGUCCCCCAGUGGAGACUGGACGAUGCUGCCGUCCGUGUUCUCGCCUCUUGGUACUAUGUCGGUCGUGACAAGAACCAGGUUCCCGUCAACUUCAACUCUUACUCUCUCGAUACCUACGGUUAUGAGCACAACGCCGUUGGUCAGGGCUACGGUCUGAUCAACCAGCACGUUGACGUCCGUGCAAACCACAGCCAGCUUAUUCGUAAGAUUGGUGCUGAUUCUACUGUUCUGCUCAAGAAUGUUAACAACGCUCUUCCUCUCACUGGCAAGGAAAAGCUCACCGUCGUGCUCGGUGAGGACGCUUUCGAGGAUUACAACGGCCCUAAUGGAUUCACUGAUCGCGCUGGUGAUGAGGGUACUCUCGGCAUGGCCUGGGGCUCUGGAUCUGCCAACUUCCCCUACCUGGUGACUCCCAACACUGCCAUUCAGAACGAGGUUGUUGGCAAGAACGAUGGUCUCUACCAGUCCCUCAGAAACAACUCGGACCUUGACCAGGCUUACUCUUUGGCCAAACAGGCUAGAGACAAUGCCGGAGUCGCAAUUUUGUUCGCCAACAGCGACUCAGGUGAAGGUUAUCUCGAGGUGGACAACAACUUCGGUGACCGCAACAACCUCACUUUCUGGCAGGGUGCUGAUCAGAUGAUUGCCAACGUCUCGGCUACUUGCAACAACACUAUCCUCGUUAUCCACUCAGUCGGACCCGUCCUUCUUGAAGAGUACGCCAACAACCCCAACAUCACCGCCAUCCUCUGGGCUGGUGUUCCUGGUGAGCAGUCUGGUAACUCUAUCGCCGAUGUUCUCUAUGGUCGUGUCAACCCUGGUGCCAAGCUUCCCUUCUCCAUGGCCGCUAAGCGCUCUGACUAUGGUACUGAUGUUCUGUACACUCCCAACAACCUGGUUCCUCAAGCCAACUUCAAGGAGGGUAUCUUCAUUGACUACAGAGCUCUCGACAAGCAGGAGAUUGAGCCUGUCUACGAAUUCGGUUUCGGUCUCUCUUAUACCAACUUCAGUUACAGCGACAUCAAGGUCACUAAGCUGAACACCAGCGCUUAUGCUCCUACCACCGGCAUGACUCCUGCUGCUCAAACCUACGGUAACAUCAGCAUGAACCCUGCCGACCACGUCUUCCCCGGUAACUUCUCUCGUGUUCCUCUGUACCUUUACCCCUGGAUCAACUCGACCAACCUCUCUUCGGCUGCUGGCGAGUCGCAGUACGCUCCCUACGGAGACACCAGCUUUGUCCCUGAGGGCGCUGUCGACUCUUCUCCUCAGCCCCGUCUUCCCGCUUCUGGUCCUUCCGGUGGUAACCCAGCUCUCUGGGACGUCAUCUACCGCGUCACUGCCCAUAUCAAGAACAUCGGCAAGGUCGCUGGUGAUGAGGUUCCUCAACUCUACGUCUCUCUCGGUGGUCCCUACGAUGCCGUCAAGAUGCUCAGAGGCUUUGAGAGAUUGAGCAUUCAGCCUAACCAGACUGUCACUUUCUCUGCCGACAUCAUGAGAAGAGAUAUCAUGAACUGGAGCCCUGAGGCUCAAGAUUGGUUCGUCAGCAACUACACCAAGACCGUGUAUGUUGGUAGCAGUUCGAGAAACCUUCCUCUCACUGCUAAGCUCGCUUAA
This is a messenger RNA of Aureobasidium musti, 2682 nucleotides long. The record is from the annotation of a GenBank genome assembly. Lineage: Eukaryota; Fungi; Ascomycota; Dothideomycetes; Dothideales; Saccotheciaceae.